AUGCGCCAGAGUGAAUUCGAAGACGACGAGCCGCCGGACGAUCUACUCGAGAAUCCGCCAUCGAUACAAGUGCCAAGGAAGAAGCGUACAACACACAAUUAUGCUUCCGACGAAGAGGACGAUGGCAGAGACAGUCAACAGCUUCUGCAAGGUCUUCCAGAAGAGCAGCCUCAUGAUUCGAUACCAGAGAUAGUUCCUCCGCAUCAAGGUAGACCGCCCCAGCACGACGCAUUCUGGGGCCACCUAUACUUGCUCGCCUUGGCCGGAAUGUUUGCAACCUGGUUUCUUUUCUGGCUGCAGACCGCUCCAAGAGACGCUAAAGGUGAUACUGUCUACAACACGCUUCAUGGCUCAUUUGGCCUUCUCUCGGCCUACACCAUCGUCAGCAUAUUCGUGGCGCUUUUAUGGCUCGCUGCUCUUCGCGACUACGCGCGAUACCUGGUAUUUACUAUAAUUGUGGUGGUACCAGUCAUCCUCUACUCAUUCUCGUUAUACCCAUUCAUCACGAGCUUCAAGAGCUAUCCGGAAGGAGGACGGACCCAGAAUUGGCUGAUGCGCUGGGGCUCACUGGUGCCAUUCGUCAUGGCCACGCUAUGGAUCAUUGCUGUGAUCCGGUCGAGGCUGAUCAUGCAGAAAGCGAUUGCGAUACUGGAGUUCUCGACUCGAAUCUUGGCAGCGAAUCCGGCUUUGAUCAUGGUUGGGUUUGCGACUCUUGGCUCAAUCGUUGGUUUCACUUGGCUAUGGCUGUCGAUGUUCAGUCGUGUCUUCCUGCGCGGUCAUCCAGCCGAUCGUAAUGCUGUUGUCAGAUUCGUAGUCGACACUUCGACAUGGUGGGUCGGCAUCUACUUUAUCCUGGUCUAUCUGUGGACAAUAUCGGUCAUCUUCGGCUUACAAAGGACAAUUACUUCGGCGACUGUCUCGCAGUGGUAUUUCCACAGACUGGCACUUCCCACGCCAACGUCUCAGACGAUCGUGCAGGCGGCUUUGCAGCACUCAGUAACCACGCUCUUUGGUACAAUCAGUCUGUACACUGGCCUCAGCCUGAUUGUGCGAUUGCCACUAUUGGUGCUGCCACGGCGGCUGACGAUGCUGCUCAGUCUUGCGAUGUACUCGUUCAUUCCGAGCCCGGUUGCUGUACUCAUCAACCCGCUUACCUUGACCUAUGCUGCGAUCCACUCCCAGCCGUUACGAGUCAGCGCACGAGGUCUAUCGCAGAUGCACUUUCUAGUACCAAAUGACGCAACGACAUCAUUGCAUCCCAACACCUUCAACCAGAGGAGACGUGACGGCUGGGCAAGCGACACUGCACCCUUGCAGCCAUACCGCUUGGCCAAGCUCAUUCUACAUUCGACCCGAUUCAUGAUGAGCAUGGCAUUGGGUUACGGUGGAUGGACAGCAACAAGCCGAGACGUGCCAGGGCAAGGCUUCGGUGGCAGCUUGUAUAGCUGGAUCGUCGGACUGUGCGCAGGUGCAAUCGGUUGGUCUAUCCUGGGCGCCAUGGAAGGCGUGCUUGCAACCAUUGUGGAUGCAGUCGCAGUAGCAUGGGGUUCAGAGACCAGCGGAGGCAAGAACGGAGCGCGGUACUGUCGAGAAGCUGGCAUGCUGUUUGGCGACGAUGAGGAUGGUGCAGGUGCUCGAGGCAGGGUUAGCUUAGCCUAG
Molecule: messenger RNA, 1659 nt
Organism: Cyphellophora attinorum
Lineage: Eukaryota; Fungi; Ascomycota; Eurotiomycetes; Chaetothyriales; Cyphellophoraceae
Product: Choline transporter-like protein ctl1
Exons: 1
Coding region: 1-1659 (552 amino acids)
Biological process (GO): transmembrane transport
Cellular component (GO): plasma membrane
Molecular function (GO): transmembrane transporter activity
Source: RefSeq, a predicted model, not a curated record